AUGAACACGUUCAAGCAAUUGAACGGAUACGUGGACCCAACUGAAAUAAUGAACGCCCACACUCCCAUUAACGCUAGCGUGUCGUUUAAACGGGGAAUCCUGCCGGAAAUCUCCGCUCUCCACUGCCUCCACCUCGACCUAUCCACCAACAACCUCCGUGACCCCAUCCCGCCGCAGCUCGCCAAUCUCACCCGCCUCAUCACCCUCCACCUCCAGAACAACAAGAUCUCCGGCCCAAUCCCUAAUUUCCUCUCAUCCCCUCCUCCAAAUCUCAUCGAUCUCAACCUAUCCAACAACGAGCUCUAUGAAUUUCUCCCCAACAACUUGAUUUUGAGGUACGGAUCGAGAAGGUUCGCCAGAAACCAAGCCCUAUGCAGCGAAAUUCCCCUUUUCCCCAGCUCAAACUCUAGCGGACAACCAUUCAUGACAAUGUCGUCCAACCCGAGCUCCUUCCCCCCAUCGCAGACUGCCGUGGCCACCAAUUCACCGAAAAAGCACCACAAAAAGCUCGGCAACAGCGCGAUUAUGGCUAUAGCGAUGGCGAAUUCGGUGGUAAUUGCAUCUUUCACGGUGCCUUACUGCUGCGAAAAGAGCUGUAGGUAA
Striga asiatica is the source of this 603-nucleotide messenger RNA. The record is from the annotation of a GenBank genome assembly. NCBI's taxonomy places the organism in Eukaryota, Viridiplantae, Streptophyta, Magnoliopsida, Lamiales, Orobanchaceae.